Molecule: messenger RNA, 2801 nt
Organism: Osmerus eperlanus (European smelt)
Lineage: Eukaryota; Metazoa; Chordata; Actinopteri; Osmeriformes; Osmeridae
Gene: get4
Product: guided entry of tail-anchored proteins factor 4
Exons: 9
Coding region: 63-1034 (323 amino acids)
Biological process (GO): protein insertion into ER membrane
Cellular component (GO): cytosol; BAT3 complex
Molecular function (GO): protein binding
Source: RefSeq, a predicted model, not a curated record
CACAUUCGUUUCCUAUCCUGUCAACGUUUGGUUGGGCCGAGAGCUGCUGCUGGGAACAAACAAUGAUGUCGGAGCAGGAGGCUCUGAAGUGCUCCAGCGCAAGGAAUCGUGGUGGUGUGCAGAGAGUUGAAGGGAAACUGCGAGCCAGUGUAGAAAAGGGGGAUUACUAUGAGGCACAUCAGAUGUAUAGGACCUUAUUUUUUAGGUAUGUGUCACAGACCAAACAUGCAGAAGCACGGGAGUUGAUGUAUAAUGGCGCCUUGCUCUUCUUCAGCUAUAACCAGCAAAACAGUGCAGCAGACCUGUCCAUGUUGGUACUAGAGUCUCUGGAGAAAUCUGAGGCUAAGGUAGAGGAUGAAGAUUUAGAGCAUCUGGCAAAGCUGUUCAGCUUGAUGGAUCCUAACUCCCCAGAGCGAGUAGCAUUUGUGUCCCGUGCCCUCAAAUGGUCGACAGGAGGCUCUGGAAAGCUGGGGCAUCCAAAACUACACCAGCUCCUGGCUGUCACUCUGUGGAAGGAGCAAAACUACAGUGAGUCUCGCUACCACUUCCUCCACUCGUCUGAUGGGGAGGGCUGUGCCAAGAUGCUGGUGGAGUACUCUUCAUCCCGGGGCUUCCGUAGCGAGGUGGACAUGUUUGUGGCGCAGGCCGUCCUACAGUUCCUCUGUCUAAAGAACAAGAACAGUGCAUCUGUGGUGUUCACUACAUACACACAGAAACACCCGUCUAUAGAGAAAGGCCCUCCCUUUGUCCAGCCUCUGCUCAACUUCAUCUGGUUCCUCCUGUUGGCAGUGGACGGAGGGAAGUUAACAGUGUUCACAGUGCUGUGUGAGCAGUACCAGCCCUCCCUGAAGAGGGACCCUAUGUAUAAUGAGUAUCUUGACAGAAUAGGACAGGUCUUCUUUGGGGUGCCGCCAAAACAGUCCUCGUCAUAUGGUGGGCUGCUAGGUAACCUGCUAAACAGCCUGAUGGGAUCAGGUGAUGACGAGGAGGGGGAGGAAGCACAAGAGGACAGCAGCCCUAUCGAGCUGGACUGAGAGCAUCGGAGCAUCAGAGGCAGGCUGAACCCCCUCUGCCCCCACCCCGCCUCUUCCCGGAGGUGUUACAAAGGCGUGCAGGUUCCUCGUCCCUCAACACUCAACCCCAAAUUACAGAUGGCCCAACCAUCCCAUCACAAACAGAACAUUCAGCUGCCCAAACCUUCCCUCCUCCCAGUACUGCCUGGACUGCGCCAAAUUGCAAACUCUUCUAUUUCCGUUUUGAGCUAGUAUUAUAAUAUUAUAUUUUUUGUUUUCAUUGUUUUGUUUCUUUUAGUUUUUUUUUUGACAUUUUCAGUGUAGGGGUAUGUGGCAGCUGCCUCCCUCCAUCUUUCCCCUCUUUCCUUUUGGGGCUUUGUUAGUUUCUUUCAUUUACAUGGACAAAGAGACACAAUGGCUCCAUAUUCAUCAUUUCUGUUAUUAAUGUACUCAGUAACCCUGCCCUUUUGAUUCUUGUAGUGAAGGCUGUCUAUGUCUCUGUGGCAACCAUGGUAACCACCAUGGGCGCUGGUGGAAGUUUGUAUUACAGAGUUAUUAUUAACUUGUGUUCAUGUAAAUGUUCAAUAACAAUAAUCAUUGUGCUAAGACGAUGGGAUGAAGUGCAUGGUCGAGAGUCUGUGGAGAGACUUCAUUAUCUAUUAUACAGCUGUCAGCUUGUGUAGAACUGAGCUGCAUCCAGGACGCUGUCGUGUUCACAGCAGUUCACGUCCUGUAGGAAGUCCUGAGAAACCGGACUGAUCACUUCACAUCUGUUACCACAUGGGAGACUGACUACAUGUUUGUUCAGAUCGACACAAGUGAAUAUGUAUACAAACCAGGCAUGUUCAGAUCGUAUACCCUGUGUGCGUAGGAGGGUAUGCAGUGUGUGUGUGUGUGCGAGAAUGGGAUCACGAAUGUCAAAGGCAUGCUCAUGUGAAUGCAAGUCUGUUUGUCUUUUACAGAGGAUGCCUUCUACUCCCUUAACAUUAAAUUUUCACUUGGUUUAAAGCAGUUGACUGCUCUAUUGUUUUUGAUCCAAAUGUUAGUCAGUUAAAUCCAGAAAGAACAAAUUUAACUCAAUAAAAUCAUCCCUGUUGUAUAACAAUUUUGUAUGAAAUUAUCCCAGGAGGGUUGUUCAUUAUACCUGCUUUGAUUUCAUGUAUAUUCCUUUAUUCAAACAUACAGUAGAAUUGUUUUGCAAAACAUUGUAUUCAAGUCUGUCUUCAGACAGUAUCCUGCUUAUAUCUCAGUGUUGAGUUUUCAGAAGUCAUAACCUCAUGGAUUCACAUUGACGAGGGGGACAAUUGUGUUGUGUGACGAAUACAGGUUUUCCACAUUUGUGUUGGUCUGUCUUGAAAAUAAAAUUGCUUUAGAAGUUGAGUGAAUCUCCCAAUAAACAUCUUACAUCGUGUGGAGAUUUUGUGACAUGACAACCAUGUCAAGAUUAGGGUAUCAUUGUAAUAUCUUACAACUACAAGCAUUGGUUCAAUGCACUAGCUUACCACCAGACAAGACAGGUAGCCUGACAUCAUUAAUGAGCCCUGAAUGUACAAGUCCUUACUGUAUGUGAGCUGUGUGUGUGUGUAUGUUGGGUGUGCAAAAUGUCUAAGAACAGAGUUGGCAUACAAGUCUGACCAAAGGCUAUUAGGGUUAGGCUCUGGCUAACCAAGCCAGCAUGUUGAUCAAUCAUACCAUUUAGUUUUUGAUAAUUUCAUGUGAAUGCAAAUGGGGGUUGUUUGCCUUUGAAAUAUCACUACUUGAGUAAAUAAACACAACUAAUGAAAUGUC